Haliaeetus leucocephalus (bald eagle) is the source of this 1284-nucleotide messenger RNA. RefSeq names its product Norrie disease (pseudoglioma) (gene NDP). The transcript has 4 exons. NCBI's taxonomy places the organism in Eukaryota, Metazoa, Chordata, Aves, Accipitriformes, Accipitridae. The coding region runs from base 301 to 702 and encodes 133 amino acids. The record is from RefSeq and is a predicted model, not a curated record. Gene Ontology annotation, biological process: Wnt signaling pathway.
AGGACCUCUUUUUAGCUCUCUGAAGAGUUUGAGGGAAGGAAGGAGCCGUGCGUUUUCCAAAGAGGCUUCUCUUUAAUUAAUGGGUAAGAGACUAACAUUGAGCAAGUGCAGCCUGACAACUACGCAGGAGAUUCUUUGACGGAUUACAAUCUCAGCAAACUCUAACUCGAGACGAAGAAUGACAGCUAAGAGACUUAAACCAGACUUUUCACCAUCCUGGAAAGGAACUGGCUGCCAGUAUUUGGAGUUUUUUUAAUACUCUACCUCCCUCUGCUGUUAUCAGUGAGAAGUUCCUCGACAAUGGGAAAUCAUGUACUUGCAGCUUCGAUUUCCAUGCUCUCGCUCCUGGCGAUGAUGGGAGACGCGGACAGUAAAACAGACAGUUCCUUCAUGAUCGACUCCGACCCCAGCCGCUGUAUGAGGCAUCACUAUGUCGACUCCAUCAGCCACCCCCUCUACAAGUGUAGCUCAAAGAUGGUGCUGCUGGCUCGCUGCGAAGGGCGCUGCAGCCAGACGUCGCGCUCGGAGCCCAUGGUUUCUUUCAGCACCGUCCUGAAGCAACCUUUCCGCUCCACCUGCCAUUGCUGCCGGCCCCAGACCUCCAAGCUGAAGGCCAUGCGGUUGCGAUGCUCGGGGGGCAUGAGGCUCACUGCCACCUACCGCUACAUCCUCUCCUGCCACUGCGAGGAGUGCAACUCCUAGGGAUGUACCUGCCGCAGCAGAGAGGGGACUGGGAUGCUGCUGUUGGGAAAGGCUCCCAAGAAGUAACCCAAGGUGAGGCUGACACUCCCAGCACACGAUUGUAGCGAGGACAGGACUGACCAGGCUGGAUCGGAUCUGAGAGCUAAAGUGUAAAAUAUCCUGGGGCCCUGGAUGGCGCCGGUACCGAAGUGUAUGCUGUGACAAAGGCAAAAGCACGAGGACUUGUUCUUAAGAAGCCUUUCUGUUUUUCUGAAAGGAUAUUUUUGUGAGUUUCUUCUUUCUCAGGCUCAGCUCCGACUACAGAAAGGUGCUUUUACUUUAGGCCAAGGGCAGCAGGGGAAAAGAGAGGAAGGUCAGCCGAUGACAGCACUGCGCUCUGGAAGCUGGUGUUCGGACAGAGGAUGGGCAUCAGUUCCCACAUACAACCUCUUAACCUAUCAACUUAUUCUCAGUCUCCUAGUUAUAUUGGCCUUCAAAACAAACUGUGUUGUUGGCAAGGGUUAUCUGUUACUGAUCUAGCAGCCAAGUGCUGGAUGACUUUGUGGUUUAGCAGAAAUUACAAAUAAAUCAUUGAAAAUUGAA